Biomphalaria glabrata is the source of this 848-nucleotide messenger RNA. RefSeq lists its product as uncharacterized. The coding region runs from base 70 to 699 and encodes 209 amino acids. Gene Ontology annotation, biological process: removal of superoxide radicals. The record is from RefSeq and is a predicted model, not a curated record. Lineage: Eukaryota; Metazoa; Mollusca; Gastropoda; Planorbidae. The transcript has 5 exons. Gene Ontology annotation, molecular function: superoxide dismutase activity; copper ion binding.
GUAUCGACUAAUUGAACGAAGUGGAGUUUUAGCUUUAGGACGCACCUAACAGUAAUUUAAAGCGUCCCAAUGAAGGUCUGUGGAUCUAAUUGUUUGUCACUUUUUGUUAUAUUCUCAGCUGUUCGGUCUUCAGUGUCCUUGUGGGACCCAGAUGAUCAUGGGUCCGGCGGGAUCACGGACGCUACGCCACUGCCAAUAAAUGCAGUAUGUCACAUGCACCCGGACGCAAAGUCUCCAUUAAACGUUACAGGCAUCAUAACUUUCAACCAAACGAACGAAUGGGCUCCAUUAAAAAUAAAUAUUAGCUUGUCCGGGUUUAAACAGUUUCCGCCGGACACUCCGGACUCUGAGCUCCUCCACGGGCUUCACAUUCACCAUUACGGGGACGUAGAUAACGGCUGUGUCACCUUGUCUAAAGGAAGUCACUUUAACCCACUGAGUAUGAACCACGGGGAUAUAGCUGACACUGUAAGACAUAUAGGUGACUUAGGAAACAUAAAGCAGGAGACAGAUGGCACUCUGCAUGUUGUUCUCUAUGACAGCCAAGCUUCAUUGUUCGGUUCUAUUAGCAUUCUGGGCAGAGGAAUCGUGGUUCAUGCGGCUCGGGAUGAUCUUGGAAGGGGAGGCAACCCAGGAAGUAUUUACAACGGCAACGCUGGACCUAGAUUAGCUUGUUGUGCAAUAGUAGUCACCCCUUGAUUGGCUUAUGCAUUUUGCUGGACAGUUUCAAAGUGAUACUUAAAUGUCUAACGAUUGUAAAAUGUUUACUUUUAUACCUAAUGAUUGGCGGCCCUUUGUCUUUAUGUUGAUGGAUGAUUAGGGCUGAGACUAAAUAAAAGAAUGAAGAC